Odobenus rosmarus divergens (Pacific walrus) is the source of this 1023-nucleotide messenger RNA. RefSeq lists its product as uncharacterized. The coding region runs from base 1 to 1023 and encodes 340 amino acids. The transcript has a single exon. NCBI's taxonomy places the organism in Eukaryota, Metazoa, Chordata, Mammalia, Carnivora, Odobenidae. The record is from RefSeq and is a predicted model, not a curated record.
AUGUCCACAGUUUCGAAGCAUUUUCGACUGAAAUACAAAGAAGAAUCGUACAUCUUUAAAGAGUUGGAGAAGAUGCGACAGGAAACUAAAAAGGAUCUUCUUCGAUUCAAGCAGAAGUUGGCCUCCAAGCCGGCUGUGGAUGAAGCCUCAGUGUGCGGCCUCCAGGCCCCUGGCCCUGCCCCUCCUGGGGAGAAGGUCAGCGCCACCUACGAUGGACCCCAAAAGCCAUCACGGUCCCCUCGAGCUAAAGGCCCUACGACCCCCGCUGCGGCCCUCCUGCAGCAGGCGCCCCGAGGCGCAGCGCGGCCCCCGGCACCGAGCGAGGUGGCCGCUCCCGGGAAGACCCGGCCGUUUCGCCCGCACGACUUCUACUUGCGGAGUUCUGCGUUCCUCCGGCACCAGCCCCAGAAAAAGCCGCCGGUCAUCGCCUACAGGGCUGGCACGUCGAGACCGUUAGUCCUGAUGCCGCCCCCUGCGGCAAGGGAGAGGCCCGGGGCGCGCCUGGGCCCAAGGAGCCCGCGGCCCACGGGCCCCAAGCCCGUCCUGUACCCAGGCCGGGAGCGCGCCGCGAAACGGGAGACGGCCGCGCUCGCAGAGGCCCGCCAGGCCAAACCCAGGAAGGGCAGCUCCGUUUCCAGCCAGGAGGGCGACGCGGAGUCGGGAGGCCGGCGGAGGAGAGCCAGGAGUCACGCCCUCUCCGUGAGCUCGGGCUCAGCCAGCCAGCGGCGGGAAGCGCGCGGAUCAGUUUCCGAAAGCCAGCCGGGGAGCAUUCCGCAGGGCGACUCGUGGGAGGCCGCCCCGCAGGCCGCGCAGCCGGUGCGAGUGGUCCCGACAUCCAUAGAGGAGAUCAUCGCCUCACGGCAGUCGGAGACCCAGCUGGCCUCCGACCAGACUAUCAAAGAGCUCAUACAGAGUGUCCUCGGCCAGAACUACGACAUUAACAUGGAAGUAGGUGAACCAGAAGAAGAGUUAAUAUUUCUCCUGGGUAAAUGCAACUUUAGGAAACAUUCAGAGCAUAUUUAA